AUGACCUGUAUAAUGAGUGCAUUUUAUAAAGGAAAGAUUAUCCAAGAAACAGAAACUGUAUAUAUUGCACAAUCUACAAAAAUACCUAAACCAGUACAGUUAUUAUAUGCAAAAAGAAAAUCAACUGAUAGAGAUUGUCAUCAACAGUCAUUCUUAAUUGGGUUAUUAAUAUCAAUUGGAUAUUCAAUAACAAUAAAAAAACCUCAUAAAAAAAGUAAAACUACUUCUCAAAUGUUUGUAAUACUAGAAAUAAGAAAAGAGAUCACAACGAUUCUAUCAAAUGAUAGUUUUGAUGAAUCUUUUGUUGAUAUUAAAAAAAGAAGAAGAGAAAGAGAUGUUUUAACAAAUAAUAUUCUUAUUGAACAGAUUCAAUCUCAUCAAGGAUUAGUGGAAUUUAAAAAAAAUAAUAAAAUAGAACUUAAUAAAUUUAGGAGAAUUAAAACACUGAAAUACAAUAAUAUUAACUAUAAUCAAUCAGAUAUCUAUCUAAUAGGUAAGUCAAUAAAUAAUUUUAUUCUUCAAAUAAUGGGUUCUAAUGAUUGUUAUUUACAACCAAAUGACUUAAGAAUAACAAAAUAUUUUAAAUUAAAUCAAAAAUAA
Molecule: messenger RNA, 600 nt
Organism: Entamoeba dispar SAW760
Lineage: Eukaryota; Evosea; Mastigamoebida; Endamoebidae
Exons: 1
Coding region: 1-600 (199 amino acids)
Source: RefSeq, a predicted model, not a curated record